Candoia aspera is the source of this 1459-nucleotide messenger RNA. It is a transcript of the gene CIART, whose product is annotated as circadian associated repressor of transcription. Gene Ontology annotation, molecular function: RNA polymerase II cis-regulatory region sequence-specific DNA binding. Gene Ontology annotation, cellular component: nucleus. NCBI's taxonomy places the organism in Eukaryota, Metazoa, Chordata, Lepidosauria, Squamata, Candoiidae. The record is from RefSeq and is a predicted model, not a curated record. The transcript is spliced from 5 exons. Gene Ontology annotation, biological process: circadian regulation of gene expression; negative regulation of DNA-templated transcription. Bases 21 to 1391 code for a protein of 456 amino acids.
UUGAGAUACUUGUGGCCACCAUGGACAUCAGGAGCAUCUCCUCCUGGGAGUCUCUGUGUUCAGUGGAGAGCACCGCCAGCGAGGAGGACGAGGAAGAGCAGCUGCCACAUCCACCGCCAAACAAGAACUUCAGAGUCUUCCUCCUCGAUGAUGGGGGCCAUGUGGGGAAGGGGGUGAGGCUGCCGAGGCACCGCUGCCUGAAUGGCCCAGGAUUCCUCCUCUGGCCGGGUUCGCACGGCAAGGCCCGCAAGCGCUGGGUGAGGAAGCCCCUCAGCCCGCUAACCUCAGCCAGGCUGCGACCUCCUGGCCCUGGUUGCCGCUGCUCCCCAGAGGUUCCUGGGGAGGCAUUCUGUAGCUGCCCAGCCAGCCCAAAUGGAAGCCUGCCUGGGCAGAGGGUGAGCCAAAAGAGGGCCGGGGGCAGUGGUGGCUGCAAGUGCCAGAGCCUUCCGUAUCCCGUGACGCUGUCGCCACGUGGGGCAAAGAGGCAGCGGAAGAGGGAAAGAGCAGCUGAGGAGACGUCACACGCUCCCUGUUGGACGGAAGGGGACCGAGUCUUCGCACAAAAGUGCUGGGAACUCCAAGGCUUUGUCCGCCCCCUGUCGGAGCUUCUGGAGCGCCUGAAAAUGGGCCGCUUUGACCGAGGCCUAAGCAGUUUCCAGCAGAGUGUGGCUAUGGAUCGGAUCCAGCGGAUCAUUGGUGUCCUUCAGAAGCCACAGAUGGGGGAGCGAUACUUGGCCACCCUGUUGCAGGUAGAAAAGAUGCUCAAAAUCUGGUUUCCUCACAUCCCCUUGAACGACUCGCAGGCCAGCUGCAGUGUGUCAGCCAGGAAGGCAUGUGAGGCAGCAGAGUCCUGUUAUAUAGAAGGCGAUGCCAGGGGAAGGAGGAGGAUGUCCAUCCGAGAUGCUGCGCUGAGCCCUUUCUUGGACCUCUCUUCCUUACAUGACCACAAAGCUGGCACCCAGCCAGGAGAGCUAGUGCCCGUGGCUAACGGACCUGCUACGAACGUGACCUGGAUUCACAUGUCUCCCAUUCUGAACCCUCUCUCGGGACAGGAGGGCUUCAGCCUGAUGAACUUUGUGCCUGGGCAGAUCUUGCUGGGGCCACACAUGAACCAUUAUGGAGCGGUUUUCCUCCUCCAGAACGUCACGGCUGCACAGGCUGCUUCCGAGGUUUGGGCACACAGCAGCUCUCCUCUUGGCGUGCCGUUUUCUGGCUCUGGGGAGCCUCCUCGCUGCCACAGCUUGCCAAGUGCCCUGUCAGCAGGCAUCUCUGCCCCCAGAGGAACUCUUGGUGGCCUUUCCUGGUCUCUGCCCCACUUGCCGAUGUCUGGGGAGGAGCUGGAAGGGAGUGAGAUGUCUGCAGGAAAGCCCAUGAAAUGCUGCAGCUCCUGAUGUCCCAUGAGGUCUCCCUGGACUUGUGGACCUUCUUUCCACUUCUUUACAAACUUUUUUUUUAACUU